Triticum dicoccoides is the source of this 722-nucleotide messenger RNA. RefSeq lists its product as uncharacterized. The record is from RefSeq and is a predicted model, not a curated record. The transcript is spliced from 3 exons. The coding region runs from base 28 to 474 and encodes 148 amino acids. NCBI's taxonomy places the organism in Eukaryota, Viridiplantae, Streptophyta, Magnoliopsida, Poales, Poaceae.
UUCCUCUUGUUCCUUCUUGCCCUGGCCAUGGUUGCUUCUGCUUCUGUUCGCUAUGUGCGGCGCCGUCGGGGUCGUCCUCCUGGGAUUCGGGCCUCCGUUAAUGCCUGUGUUCGUCGUACUGGCGAGCCUGUUCCUCCUGCUGAUUCAUCGUCGGUGACACCAGCCGUUGCUAUGUGUCGUCAGUCCGCUGGAGUUCAUUCAGGGAGGCGUUCCCGCUCCGCGGUGGCUCGCCAGCCGCUCUGUUCUCGCCGGCCUGGUGUACAGUGUUCUGACUCCGAGCAGUUUCUCCAUGGAGAUUUCCAUAGCCGUCGCCGGGAGAUUUCGUUAGGGAAGCGGCCUGUUGACUCUACUGUUGAUUCUGUUAUUAGUUGUGCUCCUUCCUUCGUGGGUCAUGGCUUUCCAUAUGUUGUUCGUCCUGCCGGUGUGCCACCUGGUAAUUUCUGUUGUUCUUUUUUUUUAAUCCAGUCCGCUUAGUUGUUCGCCUUCCUCUCUCUUCUGCUAUUCAUUUUCUUCAUUGUAAGAUGCGGCGGUUUUGUUUGGCCUCUGUUGCUCUCCUGCUGGUUGGCCUCGGAGAUCACUGUUCUCAGCCGAAGUUGUUCGGUCAUGUGAGUUUUUGUCGUUUUUUGAUGUGGUAUGUGAGGGAGUCCUGGAUUAGGGGGUAUUCAGACAGCCGGACUAUAUACAUCGUCCGGACUAUCGAAGCGUGAAGAUACAAGACUCAA